AAAAUUUUUCUUUGUGGUCCAAUUUGGUGCAACUUGUAGAGAAUUUUUGUUAAUAACAAUAUAUAACGAUAAAUACUAUACAUGAUAUGGAGAACAAUGUUUAUGUGUAAAAUUUUCGGUAACGAUGAUAUCGACAGUAUCGAUAAAGAGUAAUACUCGAAAUAUCAAUGGACUUUUUUCCUGAUGGUUGUCGUCACUGUACCCAAUUGCUUUCUAAGUUUGGCAUCUCUGCGAAAAAGGCAUGCUUGCUGUCUUGAAACGGCAAUAAAAUGAAAUAAAACGGAAUUUGCAAGGAGAUUUUAACUGUGCAGCGUUUAGGUAGUAAUUUAUGUCCAAAAUUAAUCAAAUAACACGCUAUUUGUUGUCUUCGUCACUAUGAUUAAUAUUAUUUCUACAGACCGAACUUGAACGGCAGCCUUAUUUUUAAUGUUGAAUUUUGGAUGAGAAAUACUUUUCUUUUACGAUUGCUCUAGUGGUUCGUCAGACAAGGUAUUUGCCUGCUACGUCACAUGUUGUGCAAAUUGCUUGAAAGUAGUACAGCAGGAUUCAAAAACUACGUGGUGUUAAAAUUAUUUGGUGCACCUAACCUCACUUUCUCUCUUAUACCAGAAAAAGAAUAUGUCAGUUUAAUCAUUAUAAAGCAGUUACGUUAGCAGUUAACCCAGUCGGUUUAAUUUGCUCAAUAACAUCUAUAUCUGCUGCGUGCGAAGAGAGGGAUGCCACGCAGCAAGCGUAGAGCGCCCUCUAGCACAAAUCACCAUCACACAUCAAUUGAUAUGUCACCUAGUGCCCAUGAAGAGGGUUUACCAAGACAUCCAUCAAAACGAUUGCGCCAUACGUCUGGAGCAAGGCGGUACACAAAAACAGAAGAUGUCUCCAGCGCACCAUCAUUUUCUCAGAAACGAUGUAUAACUUGGUUUAGAGAAUAUACAACACCAGAUGAUUCAGAUACUCUUGGCCCUGAAGGAAUGGAGAAGUUCUGUGAAGACAUUGGAGUUGAACCUGAAAAUGUAGUGAUGUUAGUUCUCGCCUAUAAAAUGAAUGCUCGUCAAAUGGGGUUUUUCACUUUAAGUGAAUGGUUAAAAGGUCUUUCGGAAUUACAAUGUGAUUCCAUAUAUAAAAUACAACAAAAGCUUGAGUACCUCAGGAACCAAUUAAAUGAUCCUCACGUUUUUAAAGGAAUUUAUAGAUAUGCCUAUGAUUUUGCUAGGGAUAAAGAUCAACGUAGUAUGGAUAUGGAAACUGCUAGAGUAAUGCUACAAUUACUUUUGGGAAAGCAUUGGCCUUUGUUUACACAGUUCGCUCAGUUCCUAGAUCAAUCUAAGUACAAAGUAAUCAACAAAGAUCAAUGGUGUAACAUUUUAGAAUUUUCUCGUACAAUCAAUCAUGACUUAUCUAAUUAUGAUUUAGAUGGAGCGUGGCCUGUAAUGCUUGAUGAAUUUGUUGAAUGGUUAAAAAUGCAGAGAGGUGAGGAUGCAUCAUCGACAGAAGCAAGGGGUAGCUGAAACAUUCUAUUAAAAUAGUCCACUAAAGUAAACAACUCAUCUCCGUCACGAUAUUUGUUAAUAAUGAAAUUUUCGUUAAGUUAUAACUCACGGCAUUUUAAUUACCAUCAUUCGUGGUGUACUAUUUUUUUAUUAAACAAUAUUAGUGCAUUGUAAGUAGCUCAUUCUAUAAUUUUCUUUUGCAACAAAUCUUAUGAAGACUGUUUAACAAAUCUUCAUAGAUUUAUUUAGAUUGCUUACCGUCAUUCGCAGUUUAUCGAGAGUUCAUAGCAGAAAUUUUUGCGCUUCAAAAUAAAAUUAUUUUAAUAUAAAAAUUAUUUGUGCAAUUCAUAAGGGAUAAUCGAACAUAUUAAUAAUCUAAAAAGCAACACUAAUUGGCUGUUUCAGCAUUGACUUAAUAUCAUUGUAAAUAUUUUAUUUCCUGAAUAUAAUAUGUGCAACUGCAUGAAUUCAUAUAAACAAAUAAGUAGAAGUAAUUUGUCUAUACAUUUUUAAUAUUUCUGUCUAUAAAUAUAGAAUCCAUACCAAUAUUUUAUUUUAUAAAUUAUGCAGCUAAACCUAUACAUUAUCCGCAACAGUUUUUGAAUUUAAAUAUGUAUAAUACAGUUAGGCACAUCUAAUAAAUGUAUUAACAUUAUCAAGUAGGUUCAGAAAUCAAUUAAGAAAUUUUGCCCGAUACUAGUGCGAUUACAGCAAUUAGUAUUCAAAAGGCAGUACCACAAAGUGUCAAUACAAUGUGCUAUUAACUAAGUAGUUCCUGCGGAUGCUACCUAUAUAAAUGUAAAUUAGUAUAAUGAGCUCUUAUUAAAAUAUCAUAUUUAUUAAAGGCAAUUGAAUUCCGAUUCUUUGGAUCAUUUUUUGAAUAUGAAUGUUAACACCUGCACUUAAUUUGAUUAUUUUAUUAUGGACAGUGGUAUUUAGAGAGAGAGAGAGAGAGAGAGAGGGAGAGGGAGAGAGAGAGUGAGAGAGAGAGAGAAAGGGAGAGAAGGACAGGGAGAGAGAGAAUAAAUGACUGUGAAAUUUGUAAAAAGAAAAAAGAAAAUGUUAUGAUAUCCUGUUUUGAUUCAUAUACUUUAGGAUAAAGAUCAACGUAGUAUGGAUAUGGAAACUGCUAGAGUAAUGCUACAGUUACUUUUGGGAAAGCAUUGGCCUUUGUUUACACAGUUCGCUCAGUUCCUAGAUCAAUCUAAGUACAAAGUAAUCAACAAAGAUCAAUGGUGUAACAUUUUAGAAUUUUCUCGUACAAUCAAUCAUGACUUAUCUAAUUAUGAUUUAGAUGGAGCGUGGCCUGUAAUGCUUGAUGAAUUUGUUGAAUGGUUAAAAAUGCAGAGAGGUGAGGAUGCAUCAUCGACAGAAGCAAGGGGUAGCUGAAACAUUCUAUUAAAAUAGUCCACUAAAGUAAACAACUCAUCUCCGUCACGAUAUUUGUUAAUAAUGAAAUUUUCGUUAAGUUAUAACUCACGGCAUUUUAAUUACCAUCAUUCGUGGUGUACUAUUUUUUUAUUAAACAAUAUUAGUGCAUUGUAAGUAGCUCAUUCUAUAAUUUUCUUUUGCAACAAAUCUUAUGAAGACUGUUUAACAAAUCUUCAUAGAUUUAUUUAGAUUGCUUACCGUCAUUCGCAGUUUAUCGAGAGUUCAUAGCAGAAAUUUUUGCGCUUCAAAAUAAAAUUAUUUUAAUAUAAAAAUUAUUUGUGCAAUUCAUAAGGGAUAAUCGAACAUAUUAAUAAUCUAAAAAGCAACACUAAUUGGCUGUUUCAGCAUUGACUUAAUAUCAUUGUAAAUAUUUUAUUUCCUGAAUAUAAUAUGUGCAACUGCAUGAAUUCAUAUAAACAAAUAAGUAGAAGUAAUUUGUCUAUACAUUUUUAAUAUUUCUGUCUAUAAAUAUAGAAUCCAUACCAAUAUUUUAUUUUAUAAAUUAUGCAGCUAAACCUAUACAUUAUCCGCAACAGUUUUUGAAUUUAAAUAUGUAUAAUACAGUUAGGCACAUCUAAUAAAUGUAUUAACAUUAUCAAGUAGGUUCAGAAAUCAAUUAAGAAAUUUUGCCCGAUACUAGUGCGAUUACAGCAAUUAGUAUUCAAAAGGCAGUACCACAAAGUGUCAAUACAAUGUGCUAUUAACUAAGUAGUUCCUGCGGAUGCUACCUAUAUAAAUGUAAAUUAGUAUAAUGAGCUCUUAUUAAAAUAUCAUAUUUAUUAAAGGCAAUUGAAUUCCGA
Messenger RNA from Vespa crabro (European hornet), 3718 nucleotides. It is a transcript of the gene SCCRO4, whose product is annotated as DCN1-like protein 5. The transcript has 7 exons. The record is from RefSeq and is a predicted model, not a curated record. Bases 717 to 1505 code for a protein of 262 amino acids. Gene Ontology annotation, biological process: positive regulation of ubiquitin-protein transferase activity; protein neddylation. NCBI's taxonomy places the organism in Eukaryota, Metazoa, Arthropoda, Insecta, Hymenoptera, Vespidae. Gene Ontology annotation, cellular component: ubiquitin ligase complex. Gene Ontology annotation, molecular function: cullin family protein binding; ubiquitin conjugating enzyme binding; ubiquitin-like protein binding.